Molecule: messenger RNA, 3703 nt
Organism: Clupea harengus (Atlantic herring)
Lineage: Eukaryota; Metazoa; Chordata; Actinopteri; Clupeiformes; Clupeidae
Gene: dhx33
Product: DEAH-box helicase 33
Biological process (GO): positive regulation of transcription by RNA polymerase I
Cellular component (GO): intracellular anatomical structure; nucleolus
Molecular function (GO): double-stranded RNA binding; helicase activity; ATP binding
Source: RefSeq, a predicted model, not a curated record
AAAACGUGGAGUGUAGUUAUUUUAUUGCUGUUGUUUACUUUAAUACUGCUUGCACAUGGAUAUUACGAAUUUCAAUUCAAUGAAUGUAUGUUACACGCCAUUCUUUACAGUGUAGUGUAGUCUAUAGUCAGUUGUCUACUACCGCGCACUUGUGCACUUCAAGCACUGACUUGUGUUUCUGCAUCUGACCUGUUCGUGUUGCGAGAUUGAAUUGAGGGUGGCCACGAUGACGUCAAUUUCCCGCGACGUGAAUGCACCAUACCACGUGGGUCUCAGGUUCUUCUCGUGGGGUGAGGUAAACAACCGUCCUGAAAGCUUCUUCUAUAUUCCGCUUUCCAUCUUGUAUUUUGUCAUUCAUUUGCCUCUGAGACCCAAAGAGACGGGUUCAUUUCGUUUAGUGUUUUUCAUCAGAUCAUGCCCUACGACCCCGAUACUCCACCGGCGAAGAGAUUUAAGCCGGGGUCUCCUUUUUUCCGCCUUGACAAGAAGCCUGGAAUGCUGCUACCCAGAAAGGGAAAUGCAACUGUACCUUUAGACGUUCAGAGAAAACAUCUGCCAAUAUACCAGGCAAAAUCUCAGCUUAUUAACCAGUUGAGACAACUACAUAACGCUGUACUAAUAGGCGAGACAGGAUCUGGCAAGACCACUCAAAUUCCACAGUACCUUUACGAAGCUGGCAUAGGGCGACCGGGCAUCGUAGCCAUAACCCAGCCUCGUCGUGUCGCUGCUAUAUCCCUGGCAGGAAGAGUGGCAGAAGAAAAGAAAACACAACUUGGAAAGUUGGUUGGCUACACAGUGCGAUUCGAAGAUGUAACUUCCCCAGAAACCAAGCUGAAGUUUAUGACCGAUGGCAUGCUUCUCCGAGAAGCGAUUGGAGACCCCCUUCUUAUGCGGUACACUGUGGUGGUUCUGGAUGAAGCCCACGAGAGGACCGUUCACACUGACGUGCUUUUCGGCGUGGUGAAAAUUGCGCAGCAGAAGCGCCGUGAGCAGAACAAGCAACCUCUAAAAAUCAUAGUGAUGUCCGCCACAAUGGAUGUGGACCUUUUCUCCCAGUACUUCAAUAAGUCCCCUGUGCUGUACCUGGAGGGAAGGCAGCACCCUAUCCAAAUUUACUACACCAAGCAGCCCCAGUCAGACUACCUCCAGGCUGCCCUGGUCUCCAUAUUUCAGAUCCAUCAGGAGGCGCCUCCGUCCCAUGACAUCCUUGUGUUCAUGACGGGCCAAGAGGAGAUCGAGGCUCUGGCACGCACCUGCCGUGACAUUGCUAAACACCUUCCGGAGAGCUGUGGGCCCAUGCUGGUCAUCGCUCUGUAUGCCUCACUCCCUCCUGCCCAGCAACUCCGGGUCUUCCAGCCUGCCCCAAAGGGUUGCAGGAAAGUUAUCCUCUCAACUAACAUAUCUGAGACCUCCAUCACUAUAUCUGGGAUCAAGUUUGUCAUCGACACAGGAAUGGUGAAAGCAAAGCGGUACAAUCCAGACAGCGGUCUGGAGGUUCUUGCGGUACAGCGGGUGUCUAAGGCCCAGGCCUGGCAGAGGGCUGGCAGAGCAGGGCGAGAAGAAUCAGGCUCCUGCUACCGCCUCUACACUGAGGAGGAGUUUGACAAUCUAGCCAGCAUGACUGUGCCUGAGAUACAGAGAUGUAACCUUGCCAGUGUGAUGCUCCAGCUGCUGGCCUUGGGCAUUCCUGAUGUGCUGAAUUUUGAUUUUAUGUCUAAACCCUCCCCUGAGUCCAUGCGCAUGGCAGCUGAGCAGUUGGAAAUUCUUGGGGCUGUGGAGCGAAAGGAUGACAAGGUGACACUGACUCCACUGGGCAAGAAGAUGGCUAACUUUCCUUUGGAGCCCAGAUUCUCCAAGACCAUCCUCCUGUCCCCAGAGUUCUCCUGCACAGAGGAGGUUCUGACCAUCGUGUCCCUGCUCUCUGUGGACACGGUGCUCUACAACCCACCCGCACGCAGGGAGGACGUGCUCGCCGUGCGCAGGAAGUUCAUCACGAGCGAGGGCGACCACAUGACGCUGCUGAAUAUCUAUAGAGCUUUUAAGAAAGUUGGUGGAAAUAAGGAGUGGUGUCGGGAAAACUUUGUCAACGGCAGAAACAUGGGCCUUGUCGCUGAGGUCCGUGCCCAGCUACGGAACAUCUGCAUCAAGCUGGGGCUGAAGCUGGAGUCCUCUCUGAAUGACUUGGGGAAUGUCCGCCGGUGCCUGGCCCACGGGCUUUUCACGAACGCUGCCGAGCUCCAGCCGGACGGCAGCUACACGGCCCUGGACACCCACCAGCCUGUGAGCAUCCACCCCUCCUCCGUCCUCUUCCAGGGCAAGCCGGCAUACGUGGUGUUCAACGAGCUGCUGCACACCUCGCGCUGCUACAUGAGGGAUCUGUGCCUGGUCGAUGCAGAGUGGCUGCAGGAGGCAGCGCCGGAGUACUUUCGCCGCAAGCUCCGCGCCACAAAGAGCUAGUGCUUACCACAGGAGGGCGCCAUAACCACAAUUUCAGCUAACCUCAGAAAAACUUAGAGGAGAAGAGUGUACAUAGAAAGACUGACUCAACUAAGCAUGAUGCUAUGGUUUUCUUAUGGCUUUGCAAGUGUCUGAAAAAAUAAUAGAUUUCAAUAUUUUUCCCUUGAAAAAUGGCAUAAAACAAAUGUUAUAAAAAGUCAAACUUUCUGUUUUAAAUCGUAAUUUGCAGGGACAGGAACUUCUGAUAACCCUGGCACUGACGUUUACAUAUUCAGUACUUAAAAUGUUGUUUUAAUUUGGAUUCUUCAUCUUAUCGCCAUCAGAGAAACCCUAGUCCUUACUGGGAAACCCUCUCAGUUUUGGAACUUGUGGAACCAUCUUGAGUGCUCGUUACCUGUAUUUCAGUUUUCACUUGUGAAAAACCCUUUCCAACUCUCCUAAGAACCCUUUCUUCUCAUCAAAAGGUCCUGGAAUAGGUUUUAUUUUGACCACAGGGCCUUCCUGCCCGAGGAACUUUUAUUUUUAAGCGCACGUUGAAAGGGAGAUUCCAAUGUUGUAUUCUUUGGAAUGUUAGAUGUUUAGCAUCAUCUUAGUCAUCAAAUGCAUGUGACUGAGCACUAGAUACAACAACGGAAGGUGUUGAGUACCAUUACACAUAAUAACAGGACCUGUACAUAGAUGUGCUAUGCAUGUAAAAUAUAAAAAAAACAUGGCCACUCAGGUUUUUUGAUACAUUGGAUGGAAUGUAUCACAACUUCAAGUUUGAUCACAAAGCUUAGAAAUCGGAAUAGUUUUAGUUGUGCACCUGAGCAGUACAUUUUAGAACAGGUUUUUUUGUAUUUAUCUGGAUUGUCAUACUAGGAAGCAGCGCAGCAUUCUCUGUGUUCCCACUGGGUAAGUAUUUCACUGCUUAUACACAAUGGCAUAGGACAGGAUGGCAGAAUUUACUAGGACAUGAUCCUGUUAAAUGCAGAAAUUGUAUUUAAUGUUGUUUGUUCUCUCAAUGGACCAGGAAGGUUGUUUUAAACCCCAAGUCAAGAAAAUGAAUUAAUGUAUUGUAUACAAGGAAGGAACACUUCAUGCUCUCCAAGCUGCUAUGAUAUUUUGAGGAUUAGGACUUUACGCACUUUGUGGAAUUUUUUUCUAAGAGCAAGUGCAUGUUUGAAUUACUCACAAUGUUACCAUCAUUCUGAAUGCCCUGUUUAAAUUGAAAACAAUGUUUAUAAUUAAAACUUUGAUAAUGAUG